UUUAUAACCUGGACAUUGCUUAGAAAUUUCCGGGGAGGCUCAUCUAUAAUUUGAGAGAUAAUGAAUGAAUACAAGAAUAUUGUUCUUCUAAAAGGAUUAGAGAGAAUGGAGGAAUAUCAGUUUAGGAAAAUCAAGUCCUUACUAAGAAAAGAACUAAAGCUAACUAAACAAAUGCAAGAUGAAUAUGACAAGAUUCAGCUGGCUGACCUGAUGGAGGACAAGUUCCCAAAAGAAGCUGGACUAGACAAACUGAUAAAAGUGUGCGAGCUUAUAGAAGAGCUUAAAGACCUCGCUAAAAAUCUUAAAAAAGAGAAGGCAAAAGUUCAAAAGAAAAAGAAAGGAAAAGGCAAAAUGGCAGUGAAAAAGAGAAAGCAAGAUGAACUCAGUACUUCUGAAUCUUUUUUCAUCAGUAAUGAAUCAAACAAGAGUAAACUCUUCUCAAAGAAAAAGAAAAAACAAAUCUCAAAAGCUGAAGGUGGAAAGAAAAAGAAGCUUACCCAGGAACAGACUCAGCUUCCAGGACCUUCAGGAACCAAUAUGAAAAAAGAUGAAGAUUGUCUCCAGACUCCUCUUAAACCUCCACCAACACCACCCAGCAGUUUCUCACAUAAGAAAAAGAGAAAACAAAUCUCAAAAGCUGAAGGUGGAAAGAAAAAGAAGCUUACCCAGGAACAGACUCAGCUUCCAGGACCUUCAGGAAUCAAUAUGAAAAAAGAUGAAGAUUGUCUCCAGACUCCUCUUAAACCUCCACCAACACCACCCAGCAGUUCCUCACAUAAGAAACAGAAAAACACGAUCAUCAAAAAACAUAGUAUCAUAAUGACAGAGGGUCCCCAGGAAAAGCACCAGCAUGUAGACUUUCCAACAACCAGCAAAUUCCCACCUGUAAGUGAAGUUCUGACUUUUGAAGGAUUUUCAGUAAUUGCUUCUAACAGCCUUCAAUCUUCUCAAAAGCCUCUAGAAGCUCACUUAGAUUUAAAGAUGUCCCCAGGCUCUCUAAAAUCACCUUCCCAGAAUUUUCCAGUGUUUCCAGCCUCAGACUCCAGCCUUCAUCUGAACUCUACUGUGCCUUCUACACUGUUCAGUGCUGCCCAGGUUCCUCAUGUACCAUCAGCAACAGCAUUCAGUAAUGUUGGGGUUCCUCGUAAGCCUUCAGAAACAGUGUUUUGCUCUCCCAGUACUCUUCAGAUGUCUCCAAUAACAGUGUCCAGCAAGAUCCAGGACGCUCACCUUCCUACACCAGCAGCAUUCCACAGCGCACAGGCUCCUCACAGUCAAGCAAUAGCAUCCAGAAAUGUCCAAACUACUAGAGUGCCUUUAGCAACAUUGACAAAGAAAGCCCAGCCCAUAAAGAUGCCUCCUCCAGCCUCAGCAUCCAGCAAUGCUCAGGUUCCUCAUACUCUAGCAGCCCUGUCCAGCAGCAUCUCUAUUGCACAGGCACCUCAAACAACAACAUCCAGUAGCAUUCAGGCUUCUACCUCUGCUACAGUAAAAGCAUCCAAGAAUGUCCAGGCCACUCAAAUACCUUUACCAAUAGUAACUAAUUAUUUCCAGGAUUCUCAGGCACCUCAAUCAAAAAUACCCAGCAGUCUUACAACUCUUCAGGUACCUAUGUCAAUAGCCACAAGCAGAGCCCAGACUACUCAAAUUCAUCCAGGAACAGGAUCCAUUUCUGUCAAGGUUCUUCAUGCUCCUUUACCAACAGUGUCUAGAAGUGUGUGCACCACUCAAUUGACACAAGGAGCAGCAUCUGCUACUGGGGAGGUCCUUCCCCUUCCUAAAGUAAAAACAUCCAGGAAAGUCCAAGCAGCUCACAUGUCUUCAGCGAGAGCAUCCAGCAGUCUCCUGGCUUCACAUGCAACUCCACCAAUAGCAUCCAGCAGUCUCCUGGCACCACAGUUGUCUUCAGCAACAACAUCCAGGGCUCUCCAUGCUACUCCAGGGUCUACAGCAACAUAUCACAGCAAUCCAUCCAGGACACCAAGGAGAGGAACUGUACCAAAGGAACCUUCUAAGGAAGUAGGUCACCAUCAAGGUUCCAAAUAAGUGAUGGUGUUGAAAGUAACAGAACCAUUUACAUAUGACACUGAAGAAGAUAAAAGGAUCUUUCAUGCCACAGUGGCUACUGAGACUGAGUUCUUCAGAGUGAAGGUUUUUGACACAGCUCUAAGAAGCAAGUUCAUCCCAAGAAAGAUCAUUGCAAUAUCAGAUUAUUUUGGGUACAAUGGGUUCCUGGAGAUAUACAAACCUUCCUGUGUGUCUGAUGUAAAUGUUGACCAAACAAUGGUUAUCUCAAAUAAACUGAGAGAAAGAGCCAUUGCAACUCUGAAAAUUUCUCAUCUUUUCUUAGAAACAAAGGGGACAUUUGUGAAUGGAGAGUUUGCAGUGAUUAAGAAAGAAGAAAAGAGGGACUGCAUUUGCUAUGAAAUAGGAGAUAAUACAGGGAUGGUGGAAGUGGUGUUCUAUGGACAACUGACCAGUGUUGAUUGUAAUCCUAGAGACAAACUUAGACUGUGCUUUGAAUUGACCUCAGACGAAGAUAACGUAUAGCUGAGAUCUACAAGACACAGUAACAUGCAGAUGUGUGCUCUAGGGGAACAUCUGCCUUCCAAUGAUCAUGCUUUUAAUAUUAUACUGAAAUUCAGCUGCUGCUAUAGCAUAAAAUAUUCAAGAAAUGAAAAAAACUACCUGAUGAGCAGGUACCUCAUCUGCCGUGAACCUGGGAUCUUCUCGACACCUGCAGCUGUGAUACUCCAGCACAUCUGCUUCGAUCACCCUUUGCUGCUACACAGUUACCUUAAGGCCUUUUCCCAUGCCAAAUAUGGCCCGACAACCAAUACCAAAAGAUGGCCAGAAAGAACAGACACAGACAAUACAGAAAUACUGUCAAGCACUCACUGCACUCACUCCUGGCAGUUGGCUCUUCCGAUAGUAGAUUCUAGACAUCUAUUGGGGAAUCCCUGA
Arvicanthis niloticus (Nile rat) is the source of this 2964-nucleotide messenger RNA. RefSeq lists its product as uncharacterized. Gene Ontology annotation, cellular component: cytosol; nucleoplasm. Gene Ontology annotation, biological process: activation of innate immune response; cellular response to interferon-beta. NCBI's taxonomy places the organism in Eukaryota, Metazoa, Chordata, Mammalia, Rodentia, Muridae. The record is from RefSeq and is a predicted model, not a curated record. Gene Ontology annotation, molecular function: double-stranded DNA binding.